AUCAUUAACUAAAUAAUCACUCCCAAUUAGUACUAAUCAUCACUCAGGGCAACGUGAACAGAGUCUAGAGAUGGCUAAUUCCUCCUCCUUCUCCCCCUCUACCACCGUAACAGAUUUAAUCUCCACCGUCCAUGACGACAUCAUAGAGUCUCACAUCUUGACACGUCUCGACGGCGCAACCUUAGCAUCCGUCUCUUGCGCCUCCUCACAUCUUCAUCAUCUCGCUUCCAAUGAGAUCCUCUGGUCCAAAAUCUGCCGAUCCACGUGGCCUUCUUGCUCCGGUGGUUCUCGUUCUUUCUUCUCCGACGCUUAUUCUAUGGUGGAAACCGCCGGUACAGUCUCUGAUCUCGACCGUCCGUUUCCGGAAUUGAUCUCCGCCGUGGAUCUUCACUACAGAGGGAAGUUGAUUUUUAGUAGAGUCGUGAAGACGGAGACUACGACGGCGUGGUUUAAGAGUUCGCCGUUGAGGAUUGAUCUGGUGGAUACAAAGGAUACGGUGGCGACGCCGAUUAAGAGAAGACAGAGGACGGAAGACACGUGUCGUGAUCUAGAGAAGGAUUUGACUUUGAGCUGGAUCGUGAUUGAUCCGAUCGGGAAACGAGCGGCGAAUAUUUCGAGUCACCGGCCGGUGUCGGUGCAGAGGAACUGGAUAAGCGGAGAAGUGGAGGCGCAAUUCGCGACGGUGGUGGGGGCGGUGGAGUGUGUGAUCACGGUGGUCACGUGCGGUGAGGAGGAGAUGCACGUGAGGGAAGUGAGUCUCAAGGUAGAGAAGAUGGAGGGAACGCAUUUAAACGGGAGGGACAGUUUGGUUAUUUUAAGGAGUGUCAUGGAGGGUAAAAGGGUAAAUGGAAGUAGGAGGGAAGUAGAAUCGAAGAAGAGACACGAAGAGUUUAUGGAGAAGAAGAGAGAGAUGAAGGAGAAGAAGAUGAGGGUAGAAUCGGUAUUUGACAUUUUGACUGUAGCUUUUGGUAUUUUAGGCUUUGUGUUGCUUGUUGUGUUUUGUCUUUGGAGAACCUCUAUAUGAAUCAGAAGCUUUUAAGUUGAACCAAAAGAAAAGACAAAUUUCUUUAAAACAUAAA
Arabidopsis thaliana (thale cress) is the source of this 1079-nucleotide messenger RNA. Its product is annotated as F-box family protein. Bases 71 to 1024 code for a protein of 317 amino acids. The transcript has a single exon. The record is from RefSeq and is marked reviewed. Lineage: Eukaryota; Viridiplantae; Streptophyta; Magnoliopsida; Brassicales; Brassicaceae.